AAGUCAGCUGAUCAUGUACGUUUCUUUUACAGACUUCCACAAUCACACUGGGCGAACCUCAUUGAUCUUUUGUCAUGACGAGGGCUUCAACGUCAGUGGCAGCUGAGCGAUCACAGUAUCCAACUACUUCUCAGAUUUCCAACCCAGACUUGGACACGUUUUGAAGGCCAUCAUGACUCUCAUGAAUCGGAACUGGAGCCAAAGUCAUGAUGUUUCUCAAAAUGCCUAGAUUCAAAAAAUACCAACUACGGCUAAUCCCAGUGUGCUUUAGUGCUUUACUGUUCAUGGUGUACUGGGAGAAAAUUGACAAUGACAUUGUAAGCCACGUAGUGUCUUUCUCUUACCGCCACCUUCUCAAUAGCUUCACGUUCAUUAACGCAAGCUUAAGAGUCAACCCCGAAGACGCCCUAAAGUACAGAUACCUCAUAAACCACGAGAGGAAGUGUGAUGAGAAAGACAUUCUGCUCCUGCUCUUUGUGAAAAGCUCCUCUGAGAACUUUGAAAGAAGACAGGCCAUUCGCUCUACUUGGGGAAAUGAGACGUACAUUGAGAGAACGCUGGGUGUUACUGUGAGGGUGCUGUUUGCUCUCGGCCUCCAUCCCGAACCAGAGUACAGAAGCAAACUUAAGAAGCGACUGUUCUUUGAGGACCAAAGAUAUCAUGACCUCAUCCAGCAGGACUUUAAAGACACCUUCCACAACCUUACUCUGAAGCUCCUUUUGCAGCUUGGCUGGAAAGAAAACUACUGCCACCAUUCCCAGUUCCUCAUGUCUGCAGACGACGACGUCUUUGUCCACAUUCCCAACUUAAUUCGCUACUUGCAAGGGAUCGGCCGCAGGAACGCCAAAGACCUUUGGAUAGGAAGGGUGCACCGCGGUUCGCCACCCGUCCGAGACAAAGAGAGCAAAUACUACGUGUCCCGGGACAUGUACCCGUGGGUGUCUUACCCAGAUUACACCCCUGGAUCUGGGUAUGUCCUUUCCAGAGACGUAGCUACCAGAAUCUAUCAAGCUUCACUCACCAUGAACGCUUCCUUUCACAUUGAUGACGUCUUUCUUGGAAUCUGUGCUAAAGUGAUGGACAUUUCUCCUAAGGAUCACUUGUUCUUCUCGGGAGAAGGAAAAGCUUCUUAUCAUAGUUGUAUCUACAACCAGAUGAUGACCUCACAUGGACACGUCAGCGAUAUUCGUGAAAUGUGGAAGCGUGUAACAGAAGCCGAAGUUGUUAAGGUGUCCUCAGGACUGAUUCGGAGGCUCUACUGCACUGUCAUGAAAGUGAGGCUCCUAUGUGUACCGUUUAUUUCAAAUUCUUACCCAUGUAAGGCAGCUCUUUUUUAACAUGACAUUAAGUAAAAGUAAAAAGAACCCUUUUGUAACAAGUGCACUGAUGUUGUGGUCAGGUUACUAUAGAAACUGUGUGCUGUACUUCACAGGACCA
Rhinichthys klamathensis goyatoka is the source of this 1437-nucleotide messenger RNA. RefSeq names its product UDP-GlcNAc:betaGal beta-1,3-N-acetylglucosaminyltransferase 5b (gene b3gnt5b). The transcript has a single exon. NCBI's taxonomy places the organism in Eukaryota, Metazoa, Chordata, Actinopteri, Cypriniformes, Leuciscidae. Gene Ontology annotation, biological process: brain development. The coding region runs from base 207 to 1337 and encodes 376 amino acids. The record is from RefSeq and is a predicted model, not a curated record. Gene Ontology annotation, cellular component: membrane.